Messenger RNA from Drosophila navojoa, 1378 nucleotides. RefSeq lists its product as uncharacterized. Gene Ontology annotation, biological process: protein peptidyl-prolyl isomerization. The record is from RefSeq and is a predicted model, not a curated record. Gene Ontology annotation, molecular function: peptidyl-prolyl cis-trans isomerase activity. Lineage: Eukaryota; Metazoa; Arthropoda; Insecta; Diptera; Drosophilidae.
GCUAUCAACUAUUCAUGGAGAUAGCUCUCUGGUUAUUCUCUGUUAUUCUCGUGUUUCAAUUCAAUAAUUUACCUCGAUUAGCUAUCGCAAAUUGUGAAGAUGAACUUACGCCAAUUGACCUACUCGGAGUUCGCUGUGAAUGUGCCCACGCCCAGGGCCCGUCGCAUGCAAGCCGAUCGCCUGGCCAACGAUCUGUUGCGCCACGAGGAGCAGGUCUCACAAAAUCUCUCCGAGCUGCGCGCGCCCACCUACAGUGAGUUCAGAAAGCUGGUCCAUGGCAUUCACGGCAAGAGCAGCACGGGCCUUCAGACGCGACAACUGAAUGUCUAUGAGAGCUUCAAGGAUCUGCAUCGCCGCCGACUGGAUCGGAAUGUGCUGGAGAAUGUCGAGUCGGAGAUAACCUCGCAACUGAAACUAAAUAACACGACCAAUCGGAUGGACUUCAAUAGCAUGUACAAUGUCCUGGAGAUGAAGCAGAAUAUCCUACGCAGCAAUCUCUCGCUGCUGUGCCGCUUAAAUGAAAUUUACAGGGUAAGGGGCUACUUGGACAGUUUCACUCGCGAGUUCCGUUCGCCCAAACAAAAUAACGUGAUGCUGAGGGAGAAGGCGAUUGGGCUAAUCAAAGCCAACAGUCGCUUGGGCUGCCGCCUGCUGAGCGUAAAGUCCAAGGUUAAUUCAUUCAAUCCUUGGCGUCCAACUGCGGCCGUUAGCGAUCCACAUCGCUUCGAUGAUAUAGUGCGUAAAUAUAGCUCCUAUAUGCCGCGGCCAAUGCAGCUGGGCAGGACGCCCAAGCAUUCGGCCAAGGAGCUACUCCGUCCGAUCAUCUACUUCGAAAUGGCAGUGCGUCCGAAUCAUCCCCUGGGCCGCAUUUGCAUUCAGCUGUACACCGAGGUCAGCCCGGAGGUUGUGCUGGAGUUUGUGCGCCUGGCCACCGAGAACGAUGUCCAGGCGCACAAAUUCACGCGCAUCUUUCCGGACCUCUGGCUGGAGGGUCAGCUGAUGCCGCAAUCGAAAGAUGCGCUCAAGAACCAUCACGAUCAUCCAUCGCCGCUGGAUGCACGGCGAACGAAGGGCCUGCUCUCCUAUUCGUGGGAUCAUCGUCAGCGUUUCCCCAACGGCCUGCUGGUCUAUACGAUUAGCUUCAAGACGCUGGCGGUGAUGCCGCUGCAGCGAGUGUGCUUCGGUGUUGUUCUGAAGGGUUUGCGCCUGCUGGAGAUCUGCCGGGACUUUGGCACGCGGCGUGGCAAGCCCACCAAGGGCAUUGAGAUAGUUAAAUGUGGAUUGCUCUAGGUGGACGCCAGAGCGGGGCGUUUUCAUGUUUAUAGCAUGCUCUUCUGCGCCAAAUUCUGCUCCAAGCACAUAAAAAUUAUAAAGUAUA